Messenger RNA from Exserohilum turcica Et28A, 2855 nucleotides. RefSeq lists its product as uncharacterized. The coding region runs from base 98 to 2395 and encodes 765 amino acids. The transcript is spliced from 2 exons. The record is from RefSeq and is a predicted model, not a curated record. Lineage: Eukaryota; Fungi; Ascomycota; Dothideomycetes; Pleosporales; Pleosporaceae.
GCAUCUCACUGUCUCUGACGAGCCUUGUGCCCUUCUCUCUCUCUCUCCUCCUCUCCCCUCUCCCCCUCUCCCCGUCCCUUUGCCGCCAUAGAGCGCAAUGCCUAUCGCCCAGAUUGGUCUCACAGUCUCGCAUCUGCCAACCUCGACGUCCUUCUUCCUCUCGGCCCUCCAGCCGCUUGGCUAUCGCUACAUCUCCGAGUCUGGCCACCAGAUUGGGCUGGGUGUUCACAAUGCAGACUUCUAUCUGUGCCAAGAAACGCCUGGUGUAAAGGCUGGGGCAUCCCACAUUGCCUUCACCGCCCCCAGCACCACCGCGGUCCGGAACUUCUACACCGCGGCAUUGACCGCCGGCGGUCGACCCAACGGCAGCCCAGCCACGCGAAAUGCAGAAGGCCACUUCAAUGCCGUCGUAGUCGACUUUGACGGAAACAGCAUCGAGGCCGUGUACCGCAAUGGACCCGACGUGGGCGAAGACGGCACCAUCUACCACCACAGCCGCGUCAUCACGUACCGCCGGACAGUGACAACCAGCUACCGCGAGACGUCGUCGAGCGUCCACACGUACAAGACGUCUUCUUCUUCUACGUCUACGUCUUCUUCUUCUACGUCUACGUCUUCUUCUUCUACGUCUACGUCUACUUCUUCAAAGACAGCGUCCCAGGCCACGGCGUCCCAGGCCGAGCCCGCAGCCGCCGCCGCCGUGCCCAAGCCGCCGAGUGUAAUCAGGAGUCUCUCCGCCGACAACGUGGUGCCCGUCCCGGAAGCCGCGACCAAGUCGGAAUCGAGCGACGGCAGCAAGCACCUCUUUGGGGCGCUCCUUGGGGCUGCCGCUGGGGCGGCGGUGGCGUAUGCAUUUGUUCGGAGCGAGCGUGACAGCGCCAAGAAGGAGGCCGACUUCAACGCUUUCCUCGACGCCAAAAACGCGGUCAAGAAUGCAGCUGGCCUCUUCGCUCAGGCCCCGGCGCAACCCGAACCACCCCAGCAGACCCCACAAGCCGACCCGCCAGCACCACUGGCGCAGCCAGCACAGCCUGUGCCCGUCGUCGUCGCACCACCAGAGCCCGCCCCGUCAGUACACCGCAUCAAAGAAGACGACAACGACGACGACGCGCGUUCGGUCUAUUCGCGCGCAUCCCAGAUCCCCCGCUCGUCGGUGCCCCGGCAGAUCGAGGCCGCCCCGGCCGACUACUAUUCGCCAUCUCAAUUCAGCGGCGCCCCCAGUGCCCUCGCCCAGGCCCGUGCCAUCGAGUACGCUUCGCCACGUGCCAUCGAGUAUGCGGAGCCUCAGGCUAUUGAGUAUGCGCCCGCCUACUCGCGUGCGCCCUCAGCUGCUCCCUCGAGGCUUACCUCAGCUCACCGGUCAAGCACGAGCCCCGAGAUAUUGAUGCUCGAGAAUGCAAGGAGUACCGUGUCGUCCGGCACGCAUCUGAAGCCCCCGCGCCCAGCGUCCAAGCCCCAGAGCGUCGUCUCCAGGGCCCACAGCGCCGCGCCCAGCUCCUUCAUCUCUUCGUUUGUGGCUGACAAUGAUGACAACAAGAGCAUCGCCGAGAGCACGCGCUCGCACCGCUCAAGCAGGUCCAAGGCAAAGUCUUCGCACAGCAAGCACAGCCGUAGAGAACGUGAAUCUUCUCCUUCCCCACCUCCCGCCCCCGCUUCCAAAGCCCCGUCCAAGUCCCCGACCAAGGCUCCCUCCAAGGCCGCCUCCAUUGUGAGCAGUCUCUUCAACCGCGACAAGUCCAAGAAGCAUGAAGAGGAAGAGGAGGAUGAUGACUUUAUCGACGACCUCGACAUUGAAGAAAUGACCGAAGACGAUCUCGACACGGUGGUGCCCAGCGACAGUAUCUCGCAGAUUGGCGAUGGUCCCCGCCGCCGACACCGUUCCCACCGCCACAAGAGCAAGAAGAACGACGACGCCGAAACAUCCGUCAGCCACCGCAGCAGCAGCAGCAGAAAGCACACGGACGAUACCGAGUCGUCGGUCAGCAAAUCCACGCGCCGCUCCCACCGCUCCCACCGCACGCAAAAGACGCCCGAGUCAGGCGACGACGAUGAAUCGCUGCGCUCCCACCGCUCCUCCAGGCCCUCGGCAAAGCUCAAGCCCUCCAUCACCUCUGAACCCAGCGAAGCUUCUACCGUACGCCCCGUCAAAUCAUCAUCUUCUUCAAAGUCGUCUUCUCGCAAGGACAGCCUAACCCAGGGACAGUACGACCAACUCUUCAACGAAAUCCAGUAUGGCACCGGUAGCGUCCGGGCCGCCAGACAUCCUCCUACCCCGAGCAUGGUCAGUGCCGCGCGCAAGAACCCCAUGCGCACUAUGAUUAAUUUCAAUCACGCGCAAAAAAUGAGGAAUUUCGAGGGCAGUCAGGCGGGUAUGUCGAGGGAUCGGGAUGAUUAGGUGGUGGUGUUGCUGUUAUUGCGAUGUUCAACGAGACAUGUGGUCUAUCUGAUGUUUUUGUUUUUUGUUUUUUUAGCGCGCUGUUUUUCCUCUCUUUUUUUUUCCUUCCACAUGUUUAGAAGACUGUUUGCGUCAUUGCAACUGUACUGUAUCGUACCUGCACCUGCACCGCAUUCUGCAUCUUUUUUUUUGUAUUUGGCUAUCUUUCAGCUUCUUGUUCCAAACAAACCAACUGCUUUUUAGUGGGUUUUUGUUUGUUCCCCCUCGAUCGAUGUGGCCUUUUUGAUCAUCGACUUUUAAGCGUCAUGGUUGUUCUUUUUUGGGGGUAGGGCGGGGUGUUUUUGGGUUGUUAUUAUAUUUUUUUUCAGUUCCAUGGUACACUCACACACUCACACACUCCCAUACUCCUACACACACAUAUCCUCCUAUAUACAUCUGCACAGAUCUACAUAUAUACUCC